Pestalotiopsis fici W106-1 is the source of this 2082-nucleotide messenger RNA. Its product is annotated as Transketolase 1. Gene Ontology annotation, molecular function: transketolase activity. The coding region runs from base 1 to 2082 and encodes 693 amino acids. Gene Ontology annotation, cellular component: cytosol. Gene Ontology annotation, biological process: pentose-phosphate shunt. The record is from RefSeq and is a predicted model, not a curated record. NCBI's taxonomy places the organism in Eukaryota, Fungi, Ascomycota, Sordariomycetes, Amphisphaeriales, Sporocadaceae. The transcript has 6 exons.
AUGGGUUACACUGAGAAGGACUGGUUGGCCAUCAACACGAUCCGUGUUCUUGCUGCCGAUGCCACCGCCAAGUCGAACUCCGGCCACCCUGGUGCGCCCAUGGGUAUGGCACCGGUUGCCCACGUUCUGUUCAGCAAGUUCAUGAAGUUCAACCCCAAGAACCCCAAGUGGUUGAACCGUGACCGCUUCGUUCUCUCCAACGGCCACGGCUGCAUGCUUCAGUAUGCUCUCCUCCACCUUUUCGGCUAUGCUGUCUCCAUGGACGACAUCAAGGCUUUCCGAUCCAUUGACAGCAUCACCCCUGGUCACCCCGAGGCUCACGACACCCCCGGUGUCGAGGUCACCACUGGUCCCCUUGGUCAGGGUAUCGCCAACGCUGUUGGUCUCGCCAUGGCUCAGGCCCAGACUGGUGCUACCUUCAACAAGGACGGCUUCAACCUGGUCGACAACUACACAUACUGCUUCCUCGGUGAUGGUUGCUUGAUGGAGGGUGUCUCUGGUGAGGCCUCUUCCCUGGCUGGUCACCUCCAGCUCGGCAACCUGAUUGCCAUCUACGAUGACAACCACAUUUCCAUUGACGGUGACACCAACUGCGCCUUCACUGAGGACGUCGUCAAGCGGUACGAGUCGUACGGCUGGGAGGUCCUGAUCGUCGAUGACGGUGACAACGACCUUGACAGCAUUGAGAAGGCCAUUGCCAAGGCCAAGGAGAGCAAGGACAAGCCUACCAUCAUCAAGCUGAAGACCACCAUUGGUUUCGGUUCCACCCAGCAGGGUACCCACGGUGUCCACGGCUCGCCCCUCAAGGCCGAUGACAUCAAGCAGCUCAAGGAGAAGUUCGGCUUCAACCCCAACGAGAGCUUCGCCGUUCCCCAGGAGGUUUACGACGCCUACGGCAAGGUUUCCGCCGCCGGUGCCGCCGCCGAGGCUGAGUGGAACAAGCUGUUCGCCGAGUACGGCAACAAGUACAAGGCCGAGCACGACGACCUCGUCCGUCGCCAGACUGGUGACCUGCCCAACGGCUGGGAGAAGGCCCUCCCCGUCUACACCCCCGCAGAUGCCGCUGUCGCCUCGCGAAAGCUGUCCGAGACUGUCCUGUCCAAGCUCGAGUCUGCUAUUCCCGAGCUGAUUGGUGGUUCCGCCGAUUUGACCGGCUCCAACCUGACCAGAUGGAAGGGUGCCGUCGACUUCCAGCCCCCCUCCACCGGCCUCGGUGACUACGCCGGUCGCUACAUCCGCUACGGUGUCCGUGAGCACGGUAUGGGUGCCAUCAUGAACGGUAUUGCCGCCUACGGCUCUUUGAUCCCCUACGCUGGUACCUUCCUGAACUUCGUCUCCUACGCCGCCGGCGCUGUCCGCCUGUCGGCUCUGUCCCAGGUCCGCGUUAUCUGGGUCGCCACCCACGACUCGAUUGGUCUGGGUGAGGAUGGUCCUACUCACCAGCCUAUCGAGACUCUGGCCCACUUCCGUGCUCUGCCCAACUGCAUGGUCUGGCGCCCUGCCGAUGGUAACGAGACCAGCGCUGCCUACUACGUUGCCCUCACCUCCAAGCACACUCCCAGCAUCAUGGCUCUGUCCCGACAGAACCUUCCCCAGCUGGAGGGCUCCACUAUUGAGCGCGCCAGCAAGGGUGGUUACGUCCUGAGCGAGGUCGAGGGUGCCCAGGUUACCCUGGUCUCGACUGGUUCCGAGGUCUGCAUCUGCGUUGACGCCGUCAAGGAGCUUGCUGAGAAGCACAACAUCAAGGCCCGUAUCGUCUCUAUUCCCUGCUUCGAGGUGUUCGAUGCCCAGAGCAAGGAGUACAGACUCAGCGUUCUGCCCGACGGUAUCCCCUCGCUGUCCGUUGAGGUCAUGAGCACCAUGGGCUGGGAGCGCUACACCCACGAGCAGUUCGGUAUCAACCGAUUCGGUGCCUCUGGUGCCUACAAGGAUGUCUACAAGGCAAGUUCAAUCCCCCAGAGUUUUAAGUUCGAGUUCACCCCCGAGGGCAUUGCCAAGCGCGCCGUUGCCACCAUCGACUUCUGGAAGGACGUCCCCAACAUCCGCUCGCCUAUCAACCGGGCUUUCCAGCAGCUCAUUUAA